AUGGACACAUACCCAGACUUGCCCGAGGGGGUGGAAGGUGUCGACCUGUUGAGAAGGAUGGCAGAAGCGAGUGCGGACGACUAUCGAACCAAGGACGUUGCUCGACGGGCCGCGUUUGCGGACGGCGGGGCGCUGGCAGCGCUCCUGGAGAGCCGGAACCGCAACGCGCCCUGGAAUAGCGGGAUACCUUGUUCAGAGGCAUGCCGGAGGGUAGAGAGGUGUCCAGAGUUGAUGUCGCUGCUAAGGCGAGUCGUCUCCACGAACGGUUGCCUUGGCCGUCCGACCACAGUGGAGGAAGAGGUGCUUGCCGUGUUCCCCCGGGACGACGAAGCCGACGACGCAGAGGACAGUGGGACCAAGUACCGGAUGUACGUGCGGGCGCUGACUCUUUCCAACGGGGAUGGUUUGGCACAAUCGCUGGAGCGAUUCGAGAUGCUCCGCCCCAUCGACACCGGUUUUGGCCACCUCUUGCGGACGCUGGGCUGGGCGGGCAGUGGUGUCGGACCGCUGACGCUGCUGUACGUUGGCUGUUCGAUGGCGUCGUCCCCUGAAGGCCGCAAGGUGGAUGACGACGAGCUGCGCGUGUCGGUCUUGGCACGGGAAGCGAAAGCGGCAGGAGCGCUAGUGUCGUACCAUACGUACACAGUCAUGUCCGUCGAGACGCCAGCGGCCGAUGAAGACGAGGAUGACGAGGAUGACGAGAAGGAAGCGCAAAGCACAGGACGCAGCUGGGCCGGGCCGACGGUCUGGCAGCGCGUGGAUCCAGACGUGGCAGAAGUGGAAGCGGUGGUGAGGUUGGUUCUUGGACCGUGCGCCCUCAAUUGUGCCGUGGGUGGAUUCCGCCACGUCGUGAAUCUGGCUCCGGCGACGCGCGAGUGCAUAAGCAAAGUGACCGAUCGGCUGACCCAGGUUUUGACCGCUGAGCACAGUCCUACCGAUGAACACAAGCGGCAUGAGCGGAAGAUCAAGGCAGAGGUGAGGGCUGCUUACCGGUCGAGUAUGCCCAAGGUUCUUUCUGAGGCCAUGUGCGAGCGGGUCCGACUGUUGGCCAUGAAGCAAAGUACCAUGGUUGCUUCAUGA
Fimicolochytrium jonesii is the source of this 1080-nucleotide messenger RNA. RefSeq lists its product as uncharacterized. The record is from RefSeq and is a predicted model, not a curated record. The coding region runs from base 1 to 1080 and encodes 359 amino acids. The transcript has a single exon. Lineage: Eukaryota; Fungi; Chytridiomycota; Chytridiomycetes; Spizellomycetales; Powellomycetaceae.